GUGAAUUGGAUUGCUUCCUUUAGUGUGUGUGGUUAACCAGAAGCCCCUGCUUGUAUGCAUUUUAUUAUUGCACUUAAUCGCUUUGUUUUAUCUAAAAACCCUGCACUUUCUUAAUAACUGUGCUUUGCAGCAUUGCAACAUUGAUUUUGCACAGUGCAAAGCCAAAGCACGAGCCAGCAUGUGAAAUGAAAUGCCUCAGCAAGAACAAAGACAAUGCAACUCUCUCCAGAGGGCUUCAACAACAAGUCGAGCUUGUGUGUUGCUCACCACAGUCACCAGCUCAGCUGCAACAGCCAAUGCAAUCCGAUGCAACUCAUCCAUCCAUCUGCACGUGCACACACUCGUCACUUUUUGAGAUUCCCCUCACAGUUGCUUUAAAUACUCACUUCCAUCCGUGCAUCAGUGAGAGGUGAAUUUAUUGCGAGCAAAUAGGCGUUGGAUGUUCUAAAGCAUCGAUGCAUUGGGGAAACUGAGACCCAUGGCAAAGUGGUUUAGAGAUCACCUAAGUUUUGGCAGCAGGAAAGGACCUCCGCAGCCCCCGACACCGGACUACACCGAAAGCGAGAUCCUACGGGCCUACAGGGCUCAGAAAGAGCUGGACUUUGAGGACCCGUACGAACCCUCGGAGAACCGGGUGCUGAACGGCUCAGGGUCGGUGGAAACAUUCCCCGCGUUUGGCGCGGUGCUGUCCAACGGCGUGGAGGUGAAGAUCGUGUCUCCCAAACACAGACUGAUAAAAGUGGAAUCUCAGGAAUUCGGGCGUAGCAAAAUACCACUGAACAUCGUGACCUUUGAGGAACCGCAGGCCCCUGUGGUUCCUUCGGCUCCUGCAGUUGGGGAGACUGAUUACUCGGACCCGUUUGACGCCAGACCGGACCCGCGGCCCAGACCUGGCUGGGAGCAGAACGCCGUCGAAGCCUGCAGCAGUUACAUGGAGCCGUUUGAGGCCCAGAGAUUCAUAAGCGAGCUCCAGCACAGCACAGAUCAGGGUAGAAACAGUCCGCAGCUCUACGACAGCCCUUACGAAGAGAGAGUUCGGCCCCAGGCGGCCCCAGCGGAGGACGAGAGAGAGAGCCGUCUGCCCCAGGACGACGAGAGGCCGGCGGAUGAGUACGACCAGCCCUGGGAGUGGAAGAAAGAGAACAUCUCCAAAGCCUUCGCAGUAACUUUUGAAGCCAGAGACUGGGAACAAUGUACACUGCCCCGUGACGAGGCACCGAGGAAGGCAGGAGCGUCCAGAAUCAGCCCUCCAUCCAGCAGAGCCACCAGCCUGCACAAGCCCAGCAACACACAUGGCAUCCUGGGAGAGAGGGUGGAUCCCACACUGCCCCUGGAGAAACAGGUAUGGUACCAUGGUGCAUUGACUCGCUCAGAAGCCGAAUCUCUGCUCACGCUGUGUAAGGAGUGCAGUUACCUGGUGAGGAAAAGCCAGACCAGCAGAAACGACUAUUCGCUGUCUCUCAGGAGCUGUCACGGGUUCAUGCACAUGAAGUUCUCGCAGUCUCGGGAUGGGAAGUUCAUCCUGGGAGAGAACAGUCCUCCAUUUGGCUCCAUCCCUGAAGUCAUUCAUUACUACACCACGAACAAACUGCCCAUCCGCGGAGCCGAACACCUGUCCCUGCUGUUCCCGGUGCUGGUGCAGACGCUCUGAGACCACACACACACACACUUACCAUGCGCUCGCACACGUACACACUCAGGGCCUCACUCAGACGGCUACUAUAGUGCUUCAUUAUCAAACACAUAUCGCAGGCUCUUUGAGAGUUUGAUUUGAGUUUGGAGUGGGAAUUUGAUUUUUCAGGCGUGUGAAUGAAAACACAGUCGGCCUGUACAGAAACUGUAUUGAUGUACUGCACACGUGUGAAGUAUAUUUUACACACCACAGAACUCUAAAGUGUCUUCGCAUCACACUGGGAACUGUAAUAUUAUUACUUUCUCUGCUCCAAACUCUUCAAAUGAUAGUUUUAACAUUUGAAGAUAAAAUGUAGCCCGACCAAAGUAUUUAUAAAGAUUUUGCUAAAUACUAAAAAGCAAUGAUGUACAGUACAAAUCCCAUCCUCUGUAGGAUUUCUUGCUUUAAAAAGUGAUUCACCUGAAAUGACAGUUGUCCUCAUCUGCUCAUUCUCAUGUCAUUCCGAACCUGUAAAACACAAAAGAUCUUUUGAAUGAUGUUAAUGAAAGUGGAUGCUGAUCAUGGCUGUUAUGCUCUAAAAAGGACAAAAUCAGCAUAAAUGUAGUCCAUAUAAGUCUUCUAAAGCCACACAAUAGAUUUGUGUGAAGGAAAAAAAAUGCAGUGUUGCAGCU
Sinocyclocheilus grahami is the source of this 2304-nucleotide messenger RNA. RefSeq names its product SH2 domain-containing adapter protein F-like. NCBI's taxonomy places the organism in Eukaryota, Metazoa, Chordata, Actinopteri, Cypriniformes, Cyprinidae. The record is from RefSeq and is a predicted model, not a curated record. Bases 479 to 1651 code for a protein of 390 amino acids. Gene Ontology annotation, molecular function: phosphotyrosine residue binding. The transcript is spliced from 9 exons.